Boleophthalmus pectinirostris (great blue-spotted mudskipper) is the source of this 717-nucleotide messenger RNA. RefSeq names its product microfibril-associated glycoprotein 4-like. The transcript has 6 exons. Gene Ontology annotation, biological process: elastic fiber assembly. Bases 1 to 717 code for a protein of 238 amino acids. The record is from RefSeq and is a predicted model, not a curated record. NCBI's taxonomy places the organism in Eukaryota, Metazoa, Chordata, Actinopteri, Gobiiformes, Gobiidae.
AUGACGUUUGUGCCUCUUCUUGUGUUUCUGGCUCCACUGUUAAUCUGCAGCAACGCUCAAGCGAAACCCAAGGACUGUACUGACAUCCUUAAAACGUAUCGUUACAGUCGCAGUGGAGUCUUCGGCAUUUACCCUUUUGAUGAUCGUUUCAGAGUUCUAGUUUACUGUGACAUGGAGACAGACAGAGGAGCUUGGACUAUGAUCCAGAGGAGGAUGGAUGGUACAGUGAACUUCUGCAGACCCUGGGAUCAGUAUGUGAGUGGGUUUGGUAAAGCUUAUGGAGAAUACUGGCUGGGUCUGGAGUUCAUCCAUAAGAUCACAAAUAGAAGCAAACAGGAGCUGCUGGUGGAGAUGGAGGAUUUUGACGGGAAUAAGGCAUUUGCUAAGUACUCUUCUUUCUCUGUUGGACCUGAAUGUCAGGGAUACAAAAUGAAUGUGUCUGGGUUCAUUAAUGGAGGAGCAGGAAAUAGUCUCACUGUACACAAUGGUAUGAAGUUCACCACUCUGGACAAAGACCAGGAUAUUUAUAAGUAUGGCAACUGUGCUAAAAGAGGUUACGGAGGUUGGUGGUAUGCUUCGUGCCACCAUGCCAACCCUAAUGGUAUAUACCUCUGGGGAAGUGCUGCCCCGUAUUAUGCUGGUAUCAACUGGUCUACAUGGAAAGGUUUAUCCUACUCUCUGAAGUCUAUCAGCUUCAAGAUACGUCCUGCCAAGUAG